Molecule: messenger RNA, 4484 nt
Organism: Chroicocephalus ridibundus (black-headed gull)
Lineage: Eukaryota; Metazoa; Chordata; Aves; Charadriiformes; Laridae
Gene: ENPP6
Product: ectonucleotide pyrophosphatase/phosphodiesterase 6
Exons: 8
Coding region: 189-1535 (448 amino acids)
Biological process (GO): lipid metabolic process; choline metabolic process
Cellular component (GO): plasma membrane
Molecular function (GO): glycerophosphodiester phosphodiesterase activity
Source: RefSeq, a predicted model, not a curated record
GCUCUGCUCCCGGCGAGCAGGCGGGAUGUAAGUUAAUCAUCUGCCUGCAAUUAACCUGUGGCCUCCCUCCCACGCCCACGGCACACGCGGGGCAGUGCUGUAGCUUUAACGCGGGCGGUGGAAGCGGGAGGGAGGACAGCCCUGCCAGAAGCUGCCGCAGAUCCUUCACUGCUGCCCGUGCCCUGGCCAUGGGGAGCCGCAGCCUCCUGGCCGCCAUCCUGGCCACCAUCCUGGCCUCCCUCCUGCCGCUCCCCGCCGCCCCCUCGGCCCACCGCAAGCUCCUGGUGUUCCUCCUCGACGGCUUCCGCUUCGACUACAUCGACGACAGCGAGCUGGAGGGUCUGCCGGGCUUUCGGGACAUUGUCAACAUGGGGGUGAAGGUGGAUUACAUGACGCCAGACUUCCCCAGCCUCUCCUACCCAAAUUACUACACGCUGAUGACGGGUCGCCACUGUGAGGUCCAUCAGAUGAUUGGGAACUACAUGUGGGACCAAAAGAGAAAUGUAUCUUUCGAUAUUGGUGUGAAUAAAGAAAGCCUGCUGCCUCUCUGGUGGAAUGGAUCGGAGCCUUUGUGGGUCACAAUGACGAAAGCAAAAAAGAAUGUUUUCAUGUACUACUGGCCAGGUUGCGAGGUCGAAAUCCUUGGAGUCAGACCAAGUUAUUGCCGCGAGUACUUCAGCGUCCCAACGGACAAAAACUUUGCGGAUGCCAUCAGCGACGCUCUCGAGUCUCUGCGCAACGGCAGCGCCGAGAUGGCCGCGGUGUACUACGAGCGCAUCGACGUGGAAGGCCACCACUACGGCCCUUCGUCCCAACAGCGGAAGAAUGCUUUGAAGGAGCUGGACAAAGCCUUGAGCAACAUGAUCAAGCUCAUCAAGAGCAAGGGCCUUCAGCAUGACCUCAACGUCCUCCUCUUCUCCGAUCACGGGAUGACAGACAUCUCUUGGUCCGACAAAGUGAUCGAGCUGAAAAACUACAUCAACAUGAGUGACACCAUACAAAUGAAGGACCGAGGUCCUGUCGUGAGCCUCUGGCCAGCUCCAGAGAAGCACGCGGAGAUAUAUCAGAAAUUGAAAGCCGUGGAACACAUGGACGUUUAUAACAUACAGGAUAUUCCAGACAGGUUUUUCUACAAAAAAGGAAAAUUUGUGUCUCCUCUAACUCUCGUAGCCGAGGAAGGAUGGUUCAUAGUAGAGAGCAGGGACAAGCUGCCCUUCUGGGAGAAUGGGACAGGGAGGAAGGAGGCCUGGCAGAACGGCUGGCAUGGCUACGACAACGAGCUCAUGGACAUGAGAGCCUUCUUCAUCGCCUACGGGCCAGAUUUCCGAACCAACUUCCGAGCGCCUCCCAUCAGGUCCGUGGAUGUUUACAACAUCAUGUGCAGCCUGGCGGGGAUACAGCCGCUGCCCAACAACGGCUCCUGGUCCAGGGUGGAGUGUAUGCUCCGCAACGCCUCCCCCUCGGCUCCGCUCCCGGCCUGCGCCCUGGCCCUGGCUCUGCUCUCCCUCCUCGCCGAGCGCAUCUCCUCGCCCUGAGCCCCGGACAACGUCCGUCAGUGUCACCAGCAACUCCAUCCUUCUCUCUUUUUUUUUUUUUUUCUUUUUUUGAAUUUGAAUAAUAGCUUCAUUAAUAGAGGGCUGCCCCCCCACUCCUCCAUGGUGCUCCACCAGGCCUGAAUCCGACCCAUCUUGCUUUUACAAGGGGUUAGGACGUGACGCCAGGUUUUGGGCUGCUCUAAACACCGCCAGGAAAGUCCAUGUGGCUCCUCUGGAUUUACAGCACUGGCGACGAGAGCAGAAUCCCAGCCGGUUGUCUGCAACGUACUCUGGCGGCUGCACGUGGAGGUCUCUGAGCAUCAAACGCAUCUUACCCCAGCAUCUUCAACGGAGAGGCUCACCCUGGCUCCUGGUACUGAGAAGUUCAGGGGUGGAGAGAGACCUCCGUGCGUUUCACUGGGUUCUUUCCGAUUCACUCCUUCACCUCCAGUUCCAGCUCCAGCAGAGUCCCACCUUCUCCUCACGGUGCCAACCAAGCCCCGUCCAUACGGACCCGUUCCUUCAAAGAGCCAAGCGCUUUGCUGAGUGGUCUUGAUGAUGGGUGAUCAUAAUGAUGGGUGAUCAUAAUGAUGGGUGAUCAUAAUGAGAGAGGUGGAUUGGCGGGAGAGCAGCGAGAGCAUCCUACUUCUCUCCUCUCGGCCUUUCCUUCUUCUUUUUCCCCAGAGUGAGCCCUGCAGCGUCUCCAGGGCCAGGCUUUCCUCAUGGACCACAGCGGGGAAGAGGGCUGGGAAAGGGGAGAGCCAUAGAAAUCCUCCACUUCAAAAACAGGAGGAAAGGGAAACGGCCCAGGGGUGGGGAGAAAGUAGGGUGAGGGAGCCUGGCAUUUAGCAUCCUCUCUGCUUUUCCUGGUGAAGAUAAUAUCAUCUGCUCAGGUUUGGGGGGUUUUUCUACCCAAUUGCGCUUCUGAAGGUUUUUCAACACUUACUGCUGUUCUACCAGCCCUUGCUCUCUGCACCUGCGCCCGGUGAGCAGCACUUCCCCCUUUAUUCUGCAGCAGGGAGAGAGGUCUGCACUGACGGAUCUCCCACUCUCUCCGUUUAUCCCAGCUAAGAUUUCCACCGUGGGCUACCAAGCCCAGACAAAGUUAUAACGGUAAAGUUAAAUAGCAGGAGAGGAUGGAGCUGUUGUCGGAGGUAAUGCCUCCAGAAGUCAAGUCAAAUGGAUGAUGUAAUCCUCAAAACACCAACAUGGCAGACAUUAAAUCCUUGAAAAACCUGAUUUUGCCCUACUCAUUCACUCCAGCGCAGCCAUGGAUCCACCCUGGGGUGAUGUUCAACACGGGGCUGGUGGCAAAGCCAGCACCACGGUCUCUUAGCUCAGAAGAUCAAUUGGGAUGGAUGGAUGGAUGGAUGCCAUGGUGGGUCAUUUUCCAUCAUUAAGUGUCUACUGUGAAAUAAGCUCGUCUAGAACAGGGCUGGAAGGGUCUGUCAUGGUUUGGGUGGUCCUCAAACCAGGGCAGGGUCUCAUCCUGCAAAGUGUCCUCUCCUCUUCGGGAGGCUGUGGCCUUUGGCAAUGCCUUUGGGAGUGCUCAGUGCUUUUUCCGAUAUACCUCUGAACAAGGAGCUUUCCGUGACAAACUGCCUUUGGAAGGAUUUAGGUCCCUGCCCAUGGAAAAUAAACCUCUGGGACUUCUGAUUCCUAUGGAUCCAGAGUGACACACGGUCCAGGUGUGUGUGGUACAGUGAGUUUAAGGGUGAGUGAUUACACCGUGGAGAAAAAAUAAACCAAGCACCAAAUUAAACUUGACAAAAGACUCCCUGUAAAGAUUUAUGUAAUGUGUUUUUAAAGCUCAAGUGAACCAUCAAAUCAAUUGGGAAAAAAAAGAAAAAAGGGGGAGAAAAUCAGUCUUUGUUAUUAGACUGUUCGGUAGAAAAGGCAAUUUAGUGCUUUCGAAGCAUUUGCGGUAGCUGUAAAACAAGCACCUAUUGUUCAGAGUUCCCGGUUGCUCUUUAAUGGACCAGGCUCAAUGAAUUCACAGGAGCGCAUUUUUAAUGGGAAAAAAAAUUACCAGUGUACCAGAUAACCAAAUGACUAAAUUACAAAGUUUUGUUUUGAAAAUCACCGGGAUAGGUACAGAGAGCGCCUGCUCAUCCCUCCGCAGCCUGCCAUUGUAACCCUUACGGUGGAGCGAACCCAAGGUCCUCUUGCAGAAGAAAAGGUCCCGACGGUACAAGGGUAUAUUCAGAUUCUCAAUUGCACAAGCAGAAAUCAGAUAUAACAACUGGGGUCCGUUGAGUUGUUCCAGGGACGGGCCACGACACACGAAACCAACGUUGACCCCUGGGAUUCCUUCGUGUGGCUCAUUCGGGUCAGUGUCCCCACGCAAAUACUGCAGAAUAAAUCUUUUAAUUGCGCUACGAUUUGUUCGACCCCAAUGCCAGCGUGGUGGUUGCGGCGAUACACCUCAAAAGAUACUUGAACUGCAAAAGGGAAAUUUGACGGUAGACCUACAAGAAGCUCAUUAGCUUCAGGAGAACUCCAGCUGAUUAUUUUUCGAGAAGUGCACCGUUCUUCCUCGGAAAUGUUGUACCUCUGAACAGUUCGCAUUCUCAUUCAAAAAUCAAGUGUCUUGACUCUAGCCUAUUUUUCUGUAUACUAUGCAACGGGGGUGGGUGUAUUUUAAAACCUAUUUCUGAAUGGUGUUUUUGUACAAUGACUGAUUGUGAAUGAGUGAAUAAUUCUAAGAAUGCUGUUAGGAAAAAAAAUUAUGCAUCUUUUUGUAAAUACUGUAAGAUUUUUUUUAAAAAAAACCCCACACCUCCACUGUAACACCUUGCCUUUCUUGUUUGAUUGCUGCAUCAGAGUGUGAUAAACAGUGUUUGAAGCUUGUGCUGAUUAAUCAUCAGAAAGAUGAAUGAUAACAUUGUUUAGAAAUGGCAAAGUUGUCAGCAUGCAAAUUAGGGACAUUAAAUACGUCACACGACACAC